UUCACAUCACCAAGCAAACGCGGCCGAUUGGUUUGCGAGAGGAUGGAGACGCAGCGAAGACCUUCCCCUCCCGCGCGAGAGAGACUAGUGGAGAUGGUUGGCAAGUGCAAGUAUUCGUGCCAGAGUGCUGGCGAUACUCUCGCAUGGAUCCACGCCAUCAUCGACUUCAUCGUCCCCUACAUCUUCUUAAUCAAUGCCCAUGUCGUCGACUUCUUCAAGGAUAGACUCUGGGAGAAUGUUGACGAGGAAUGGAUUGACUGCCUGCGCAGAGAAUCUGUUGAAAAUCUCCUCCUGAUUCCUUCUGGAGUAAUACAGGAGCACUGGCCUACUUCGUUGAAGGUUUUCAUCCUAAAAUUGCAGUCUAUGGUGCUUCAUCGAGAACAGGCAGACAUGCAAGCAAUAUCACCUAGCAUGCAGAUGACUUCACUUAACAGUGUUCUUGCCCAUGGAAUGAAUUUGAAGAAAAAACAUGAAGUGGAAAUUCUUUCUGCUGUUGUUAGUUCAAUAGCAAACAGUGUGAGAGCUCAUACCAUCAUUGAUGUUGGUGCUGGUCAGGGUUAUCUUGCCCAAGUACUUUCCUUUCACUACCAGCAUUCUGUUGUUGCAAUUGAUGCAUGCUCACAUCAUGGAAGUGUUACUGAUGCGCGAGCAGAACGAAUUAAAAAGUACUAUGCAUCUCAGAUGAGAAAAUCUGGAUCAGGUAUACGAGAUUUGAAAGGACCAAAGACAAUUACAAGUUGUGUAUUGUCCACUGACAUUUUGAAAGACUUGACUGAAAUGUCUCUGCGUGGAGAUGGUGAUGACCAGUUGUUUAAGGGUAAAAAUCAUGCAGAUAAUGGGAAGCUCCAUUGUCCCAAAUAUGGAAAUGAAAGAACUUCAUUGGUUCUUGCUGGGCUUCAUGCCUGUGGUGACCUUUCAGUCACUAUGCUGAAGACUUUUUUAGAGUGCAAAGAGAUUACAGCUGUGGUGAGUAUUGGCUGCUGUUACAACUUACUAUCUGAAGAAAGGUUUACGGAUGCUGGAUCUCAGUGUGGGUAUCCAAUGAGUCAUGCUCUAAGAUCCAUUGGCUCAUCGCUUGGUAAAAGUGCACGCGAUCUUGCUUGCCAGAGUGCAGAGAGAUGGAGGAGCCUGGAAAUGGUCGCUGGCAUUCAUAACUUUGAGUUGCAUGCUUUUCGUGCUGCUUUUCAAAUGGUUCUUUCUAAAUAUUAUCCUGAAGCUAUGAUGAAUACUCCAUCAAUUGGACGAAAAGGGAAAGCUUUACGUCGUCGACAUCAGAGAAGAGUUGUUGAGUCUCAAAGGCAUCUUCAUGAAGUUACUUCAUCACUGGCUAUAAAACCAGCAGAAUCAGAAACUGAUGGGAUUUUGGGCUCAGCAUUGGAAAUACAGGCCUUGCCAUGUAAAGCUAGUUAUAGUGAAAGAGCUGGAUGUGAGCAGACCAAAUUUGAGGAUAUAUAUUUGUUUUUCAAGGACUUCUGUGAAUCUGGAUUAGAACAUCUUGGGAUUAGGCCUUCACAUAAUAUAGACUUUCAAGAGAUAUGGAAGGAAGCGGAGCCAUUUACUGAUCUCAUAGGACCUUAUUGGUCUCUCAGAGCUGCUUUGGGGCCUCUUUUAGAAACCCUAAUCCUUCUUGAUAGACUACUGUUCCUCCAAGAGCAAGGUAGUGUUGUGGAAGCCUACCUAGUACCAAUUUUUGAUCCAAGCUUGUCACCUCGAAAUGUGGCCAUAAUUGCAAAAAAGAUUGGCAUGGAUUUGGAAUCCUAAUGUUACUAAAAGGAUCUGUAUAAGUUUAUUUGCAAAAGUUUGGAGGGCGAUUCAUCUGCCUUGAAGCAUAACUGACACCACCAGAAGGUUUUGAAAUUAGCAUUUAUUUUUAGAAUAGUUCUCAAUAUGAAUCUUUUUUGUUGAUUUUGUUUAUUGACAUGUUGGCAUAUCAAUUGCAUUGGACCAAAGAAUAUUUUUGUGGUGACCGCAAAAAGAAAGGGAUUCUAAGCAUGGUAGUUAAAUUGUAAUGUACAUCACAGACCGGAAAGCAUCUUUCUAAAUUAGGAAUCAGAAAAUGUCAAAUAAAAAAUAGCUUGAAAUAUAACACGACAUGUAUGUCUGAAUGUAAUAAAUCUAACCCAAAAAUUAAGAAAAACUCUUAAUUAUACGUCAUAGAUAAGCUCAUUGAAUACCCAGUGUCUCGGCAGCUGAACUUUAUCACUCAAUCUUGCACGGGUCAGAACCCUUUGCAUGCAGCCCACGCUGAACCUGUCAAUCUGGUUCUGUCACCGAACAAUAGACACACUAGAUACUUUAUUGAGUAGGAUAUACGACUCUGUUUUGGACUUAAACUGCCCAUACUGGCUUGGGUUUCAUAAAUUAAAAAAAAAAAAAAACUAACAGAAGCCAGUUGGUACAUGCCUGUUGCAACUCGAAAUGAUGGUUUAACUCUUUUAGCCACUAUAUUGUGUAGUUUCAAUUGAAGUUACUCUAUCAAGUUGGUAAAAGAAAAAGCAAAGCACGAUAAAACAAUGCUGUAUCUGAUGAACUUCAAUUUUACUUCUCAAUUUCAGAUUGGAAAUUGUCUCCUCAGGAUUCUUAAAUAUUCCCUCGAAAAGUUAAGAGAGCCAAAAAGCCAGAGAGAAUGAGAGGAAAUGGAAUAAAUCAAGGACCAUCUUGACAGAAUUAGGUAAUAAAAGGAUUUUGCUCUGAAUAAAAGAAGUUUUAACCAGAAAAAAUUAAGAUCUUAUGUAAGCUGCGGCUAUCUAUUCCCUCUUCCUAAUUUGUUUUGGUUUUCUUGCCAUGAUCAAUUAAGUGGUCAUUUCUGGAUUCUACCUGACACUGGAUCAAGUUUAUAUUUACAUACUCUAAAUCUAGGUGUUCUUCCAGAAAACGUAAUGCAAUGAUGGAAGAAUCCCUGGUCCGUUGAUUAGUCUUUUCACAGAAGGAAUCAGGACUAGACUUUAACAAUGAAUGGUUCCAAUCCCGUGAGUCAUAAUUCUGAGGGUUUGUCAUUGCUGCAUGGAUUCCAGGAGUGCAAAUGAGGGACACAUUAGUAUUUGUUUUUGGAAGAAUCUGUUUUGACUUCUGAUAGAAAACAAUACAUGGUUCUAUUUGUUCAAAUUGGAGUCCUUUAAUUAAUUCUGAAUAUUGUAGCCUUUCAUUCUCUUUUCUACUCUUAUAAAGUGAUUUCAAAGAUUGAGGUUUUAUGCAUGACUUUGUGUUCAUGCUUGUAUAUUUAGAGAUUAUGGUUUCAUGUCCUAUGAAGGAGUUGAAUUUUCUACCAGAUUGAAUGGAAAAUUUUAUUUCAGAAGUGGUGGACCUAUCUGUUUAUUUGUCACGUAUUAAUGUGAUUAAGAGUUGUAUGACUUUAUUCCUGAGUUCAUAAUGCUUUUAUAAUAAAAAGACUUGACUCGAGCACUCCUUAUACUUUGGGAUGGGUUGCCUCUUGCCAUAGAGUAUAUUCCUUUUGGAUCUUAUCUAUUAUACUGAUACAGAAGGAGAUAUUUAAGUAAAUUAACCCAUAGCUGGCUAUUAUAACUGCAUACAGGUGGCGCAUGAAGGAUGUAGUGAGUGGGAUGCCAGGGAGGCUGUAAUGACGUAAUCAUUUAAAAUUUCCUUUAGGUAUUUAAUCAACCUGUUUUCUUAGUUCUUAUCAUGAUUUUAGGACAAAGGCAAAUUUGUUCGCAUUUCAUUUGUUAAGCUUCGAUCAGGUUGCGGAUAUACUUGUGCUUCAAUUGUCCAACUGAAUUAGGAAAAUCUAGUUUGAUUAUCCGUUUUGGUUUAUUGAGCUUGUAGUAUCUCUAUCAUAAGUGGCACUUCCAGAGGAGGCGAGAACUUCUCUUUUGUCAAGAUUCAAUAGUGGUUGUACUGUUUGAAAGGUAAUCGAAGACUAGGACCUCAGAUUAGCAAGCUGUGUUUUGGCUUUGCACUAAGUUUAAAGUUUAAACGUCUCAGGCGUGUAUGGCUUAGUUACAAAUGGCAGUCCCGCAAGGCUUUCUACGUGUCCCUGGUUGAAAUAACUUUGUCGUUUUUGACUUUACUGAAUAUGCUUUAUUUCUUCCAUUAUAUGUUGUUGUUAGCAAGAAAAAUGCCAUGAGAGGUAGCCAUCACCAUAAAGAGAAAUGGCUGGCUGAUUUUAUAUGAUACACAGUUACACACAUCUCAUCCGGAACUAACUUCACUUUAGUGGUUUCAGAUAGGCACAAGAUCACUCUCAUGAAUUAGUCAAAAGUUUGAUCGUGCAGCCAUCUUUGAUUGUUACAGGGACAAUGGAUUCAGGGAGGGCAGUCACUAGUGUCCUCCUAGACUUUUCAAAACAAAGGAGGGAAUAAAUUUUUGUCGAUUGGAAAAUUUGCAUAUCCAAGGCCAUGUUCUUAUCGUUUCCAAGGUAAUUGGGCACCAUCCUUCUCCAUAUAUGGACUUCAUGUCGUAACCUCUAAUGAUUACUAUUCUUUUUCUUGGUUGGCUAUUCAAAUACUGCAUUGACCGACUCUAGAUUACUUUGAAAUUAAAUUAUCAUAGGACUUUAGCGUGUCUUUUACUGAUGCCUCUGUCGCAUUCUAAACUCUGCUUCUAGGAAUUUUUCUUUUCUUGGGCCGAGAGAUUAUAAUAAUAAUACUAAUAUUAUUAUUAUUAUUA
Messenger RNA from Prosopis cineraria, 4623 nucleotides. RefSeq lists its product as uncharacterized. Lineage: Eukaryota; Viridiplantae; Streptophyta; Magnoliopsida; Fabales; Fabaceae. The record is from RefSeq and is a predicted model, not a curated record. The transcript is spliced from 13 exons. The coding region runs from base 43 to 1761 and encodes 572 amino acids.